AUGAGUUGCACAAUUGAAAAAGCCUUAGCAGAUGCGAAAGCACUGGUGGAACGGCUAAGGGAACAUGACAACGCAGCAGAAGCUCUUAUUGAACAGACUACAGCUCUUAACAAGCGGGUUGAAGCAAUGAAACAGUACCAAGAAGAAAUUCAAGAGCUCAACGAAGUAGCAAGACAUCGUCCUCGGUCUACGUUAGUGAUGGGUAUCCAACAAGAAAACAGACAGAUUAGAGAGUUGCAACAGGAAAAUAAAGAACUACGCACAUCUCUUGAAGAACAUCAGUCUGCUUUGGAACUCAUAAUGAGCAAGUACAGAGAACAGAUGUUUAGGUUGCUUAUGGCCAGCAAAAAGGAUGAUCCAAGUAUAAUAAUGAAGUUAAAAGAGCAACAUUCCAAGGAGCUGCAAGUGCAUGUGGACCAAAUUACAGAAAUGGCAGCAGUAAUGCGAAAAGCCAUUGAAAUUGAUGAAAAGCAUGGCUGUAAAGAGCAGGAACGUAUCAUUCAGCUUGAGCAAGAAAACAAAGGCUUGAGAGAAAUUCUUCAAAUAACUAGAGAAUCAUUCCUGAACCUCAAGAAAGAAGAUGCAUCAGAGAGUACGUCUCUGUCAGGAUUAGUAACAAGCAGUGAUUUGAGCCUGAGGAAAAGCUAAAGACUGUGGAAAUCAACAAGCUUCAAUUGCACACUUUUCAAACAGAGUAUCAGGGGUCACUUGUCAAGCACUUGUUACUGAAUAGGGCACCAGCAAGCUAACGCAUCUUAAACUCCAGUUUAGUGGCUUUUAUACUGCGUAGAAUAAAUUAAAAUUGGUAUUCUACAAAAACCGUAGUGACAGAUUAAUUGCCAUAGAUCUAACUUCAGUCAGAAAUGGAUUAUUGCGCUUACUGAAUUGGGAUUUAUUUUUAUAUGAAGUCAUUUUACAGCUAAAAGACAAGAUUUCACAUAAUUUAUAUAAAUUAUUGCUCAUACAAAGUUUCACUGCACCUGUUAUAUAAUAAAGGUAAGAUUUAAAGUCUGAUCUCUGCUAAAAAGUAGUAAUUUAUGAAUAUGCUUUGUGCAUGAUCUACAUUACAUUUUUUCCUUUUAGUAAGUUUUUAAUAAAUUCUCAUUUUGCAACAAACCUGUUUAAUGGAAAGGGUACAUAGGCAGCAUAAAACUUAAAGAUUUCUGUUACUUAGCCAUGGGGUAUCCUGUUCAAAUAUAAGGCCAAUUGUUUAAACAUAAGCAAUGCUUUUGCUGUUGU
Fulmarus glacialis (Northern fulmar) is the source of this 1239-nucleotide messenger RNA. It is a transcript of the gene FGFR1OP2, whose product is annotated as FGFR1 oncogene partner 2. Gene Ontology annotation, biological process: response to wounding. The transcript is spliced from 5 exons. Lineage: Eukaryota; Metazoa; Chordata; Aves; Procellariiformes; Procellariidae. The record is from RefSeq and is a predicted model, not a curated record. Bases 1 to 648 code for a protein of 215 amino acids.